GGCGGCGGCGACGGCCUCCUCGCCGGGAACGAGAAGAUCACGAUGCAGAACCUCAACGACCGCCUGGCCGCCUACCUGGACAAGGUGCGCGCGCUGGAGGAGGCCAACUCCGACCUGGAGGUGAAGAUCCGCGAGUGGUACCAGAAACAGGCGCCCACCAGCCCCGACCGCGACUACAGCCCCUACUACAGGACCAUCGAGGAGCUGCGCGACAAGAUCCUUGCAGCGACCAUCGACAACUCCCGGAUCAUCCUGGAGAUCGACAACGCCAGGCUGGCCGCGGACGACUUCCGCCUGAAGUAUGAGAACGAGCUGUUCCUUCGCCAGAGCGUUGAGUCCGACAUCAACGGCCUGCGCAGGGUCCUGGACGAGCUGACCCUGGCCAGGGCUGACCUGGAGAUGCAGAUCGAGACCCUCAAGGAGGAGCUGGCCUACCUCAAGAAGAACCACGAGGAGGAAAUGAAGGAGUACAAGAACCAGCUGAGCGGAACGGUCAACGUGGAGAUGGACGCGGCUCCCGGCAUCGACCUGACGCGGGUGCUCUCGGAGAUGCGGGAGCAGUACGAGGCGCUGGCCGAGAAGAACCGCAAGGACGCCGAGGCCUGGUUCUUCACGCAGACCGACGAGCUGAACCGGGAGGUGGCCACACACACGCAGCAGAUCCAGACAGGCAAAUCGGAGAUCACGGAGCUGCGACGCACGUUCCAGGGCCUGGAGAUCGAGCUGCAGUCCCAGCUCAGCAUGAAAGCCGGCCUGGAAGCCAACCUGCGAGACACAGAAGCCCGGUACUGCGCCCAGCUAGCCCAAAUCCAGGCGCUCAUCACCAGCGUGGAGGAGCAGCUGGCCGAGCUGCGCUGCGACAUGGAGCGCCAGAACCAGGAGUACCGGAUGCUCAUGGACAUCAAGAGCCGCCUGGAGCAGGAGAUCGCCACGUACCGCCAGCUCCUCGAGGGCCAGGACUCGCAGUUGCCAGGAUGGACCCCUAAGGACGCACAUCUGAGCAGCGGAAGAGUUCGCAUCAGCGUGGAAGACUCGGUAGAUGGAAAAGUUGUUUCUACUCGUGACAAGAAAUACCCGUAA
Messenger RNA from Tinamus guttatus (white-throated tinamou), 1080 nucleotides. Its product is annotated as keratin, type I cytoskeletal 19. Gene Ontology annotation, biological process: epithelial cell differentiation; intermediate filament organization. Lineage: Eukaryota; Metazoa; Chordata; Aves; Tinamiformes; Tinamidae. The record is from RefSeq and is a predicted model, not a curated record. Gene Ontology annotation, molecular function: structural molecule activity. Gene Ontology annotation, cellular component: cytoskeleton.